AUGGGGAUCCUUACACCAGCAAGACUAGCCCAGUUGGCAGCUACUCCACUUCUGGAGAAUUCCUGGUAUUAUAUUGCUGCUACUACCUUUAGUGUGUGCAACGAGCCAGAUGAGAUUCCUAAAAUCUAUGAGUAUAUGAUGGAAAAAUUGGCCAAUGAUCGUAAUGGACAGUUAAAAAUGACACGCAAAAUGCGGGAGUCGCUAAUGAAAGGAGCUGCGUUAGGCGGGUUACCCAAAUCAAUCAACUCUUUGACCCAGUUGAAGAAUGUCACUCCGACUGAUCUCCGUGAGCCUGUAUUACAGCGAGAUAAGCCCUCUCGUGAAGAAGCCGAGGGUCGUGGACGUGCCAUGUUUGACCAUGUGUAUGGAAAAAUAGCCAAGAGAGUUUCAGGACAGAUGGCCACUGCCUAUCCAGAUUUGGAGUACUACGCCAUCAACCACGUCUAUGGUCCAUUACUCUCAUAUACCAGCAUUCUCACCCCCAAAGAGACCAGUUUUGUCAUAGUCGCAUGUCUGAUUCCUCAAGACGUCAAUCCUCAACUGAAGGGGCAUUUGAAGGGAGCUCUUAAUAAUGGGGCUACGAAGGAAGAGGUUGCUUCCGUGCGAGACAUGGCGCUAGUUAUCAGCAAUUGGUGUGGUAUCAGCUGGAAAUCCGAAGUAGCCAAGCUGUAA
Messenger RNA from Sugiyamaella lignohabitans, 672 nucleotides. RefSeq lists its product as uncharacterized. The record is from RefSeq and is a predicted model, not a curated record. The transcript has a single exon. NCBI's taxonomy places the organism in Eukaryota, Fungi, Ascomycota, Dipodascomycetes, Dipodascales, Trichomonascaceae. The coding region runs from base 1 to 672 and encodes 223 amino acids. Gene Ontology annotation, molecular function: peroxiredoxin activity.